ACAAACAAACAAGUUAUCCUAUUCAGUUGUUCGUGUAACGUUAGCUAGUUAAGCACAUGUGUUUGUUUACACGUCAUACAUACAUGGUUGUGUUUGGUCAACAUUUUUUUAUUUUAACUCGGCAAGUCAUUUAUGUACAAUUAAGGCCUAGGAACAGUGGGUUAACUGCCUGUCAGCUCGGGGAUUCGAUCGAGCAACAUUUCGGUAACUGGGCCAACGCUCUAACCACUAGUCUACCUGCCGCCCCGAUUACACAAUUAGACCUUAACCUCGCCAAGACUGAUCAUGAAGAGAAGUCGACAUCCAAGCAGCAGCGAAGACUCUGACAAUGGAAGUAACUCCACUUCUUGGUCGCAACAUUCUAAACUCAGGAGAACCAAUGGGAUGAAGCCCGCAGAGGUGUUCAGGACAGACUUUAUCACGGCCAUGAAGCUCCAUGACAAGUACCAACUGAACCCUGAGGAUUACUUCAUCCUGGCCGAUCCCUGGAGACAGGAGUGGGAGAAGGGAGUCCAGGUCCCUGUCAGCCCUCACAUCAUUCCCCAGACUGUAGCCCGGGUGGUGGCUGAAAAGGGGACGGAGGUGAUGUUCUUGAAGCCCAAGAAGUGGAUCCGUUCUGGGGGUUCAGGGGCGCUGGGGUACGUGGACAUCCAGACCCUGGCUGAGGGGACGUGUCAUUACGACCUCAACGACACUGACGUGGCCUGGCUGGAGCUCAUCAACCAGCAGUUCACUCUGAUGGGCAUGGCUGUACUGGAUGAGACCACCAUGGAGAGAGCAAUGGAGGAGUUCGAGCGGCGUUGCUAUGACAGAAUGAGACAUCCCAUGGCAACGGAGGAGGGGUUUGGCAUGGAGUACGACGAAGACGUCGUGUGUGACGUGUGUCGGUCACCUGACGGCGAGGACAACAAUGAGAUGGUUUUCUGUGACAAGUGCAACAUCUGUGUUCACCAGGUGUGUUAUGGGAUUCUGAAGGUACCAAAAGGGAGCUGGCUGUGUCAGACCUGUGCUCUCGGCAUCUCGCCCAAAUGCCAAGUCUGCCCCAAGAAGGGCGGGGCCAUGAAGCCCACCCGCAGCGGAACCAAGUGGGUCCACAUCAGCUGUGCUCUGUGGAUCUCCGAGGUGAGCAUUGGGAACCCAGAGAAGAUGGAGCCCAUCACCAACAUGUCCCACAUCCCCAGUAACAGAUGGGCACUGACCUGCUGUCUCUGUAAAGACCAGACUGGAUCCUGUAUACAGUGUUCAGCUGAAAGCUGUCGGACAGCGUUCCAUGUGAGCUGUGCCUUAGACAGCAGUCUGGAGAUGAACACCAUCAUCAAAGAGCAGGAUGAGGUCAAGUUCAAGUCCUUCUGCCCUAAACACUCUGGUCUGGUGGGAGGAGAGGACGGCAAGGAGGGGAGGAGGGGAGGGAGACUGAGAGGAGAUGAAGUUCUUAACCCUCCUGUCCCUCAUCCAGUCCCCAACCCAGUGGAGGCCCUGAGCCUCCAUCACAUCAGACUACAGCAGCUGGAGGAGUCGUCACACCAGUUAGUUGCUGUGAAGGAGGUGUCCCAGGCCCUGCAGCUGAACCAGGAGACAGUCCACUUCAUGUAUCAGUACUGGAAACUGAAAUGCCAAGCCAAUCACAGCCAGCCAUUGCUGACUCCCCAGAUGGAGGAGGAGAGUCUGGCAAGGAGAGAACAUGAUGAUGUCGUCCUCCACCACCUGUUUCCCCGGGGGAUGGGUCAGGGUGCUGCGCCGACGCCUCCCAGGCCGGCCACACCCAGGUAGCUGGCUAUUGGCUGAUUGUCUCCAGCUGCAGAGGGGGGGAGUCACCAAAGAGGUGGAUGACUAACUCCUAACCCAAUACCAGCAGGUGUAUCUCGAACCAUUGAAAUAAAUCCGGAGUGCAGCAUUGGCUGUUGCCUGUGUGCUUGUCUAAUGACUGGGAGAAACAUCACAGGAAUAUGAGACCAGUGUGCUAUGACCCAGACAGACAGAACUACUGUACUCCUCAGAACCAGACAGAACUACUGUACUCCUCAGAACCAGACAGACAGAACUACUGUACUCCUCAGAACCAGACAGAACUACUGUACUCCUCAGAACCAGACAGAACUACUGUACUACUCAGAACCAGACAGAACUACUGUACUCCUCAGAACCAGACAGAACUACUGUACUACUCAGAACCAGACAGACAGAGCUACUGUACUACUCAGAACCAGACAAACAGAGCUACUGUACUCCUCAGAACCAGACAGAACUACUGUACUACUCAGAACCAGACAGACAGAGCUACUGUACUCCUCAGAACCAGACAGAACUACUGUACUACUCAGAACCAGACAGACAGAACUACUGUACUCCUCAGAACCAGACAGAACUACUGUACUACUCAGAACCAGACAGAACUACUGUACUACUCAGAACCAGACAGACAGAACUACUGUACUCCUCAGAACCAGACAGACAGAACUACUGUACUCCUCAGAACCAGACAGAACUACUGUACUACUCAGAACCAGACAGAACUACUGUACUACUCAGAACCAGACAGACAGAACUACUGUACUCCUCGGAACCAGACAGAACUACUGUACUACUCAGAACCAGACAGAACUACUGUACUCCUCAGAACCAGACAGACAGAACUACUGUACUCCUCAGAACCAGACAGAACUACUGUACUACUCAGAACCAGACAGACAGAACUACUGUACUACUCAGAACCAGACAGACAGAACUACUGUACUCCUCGGAACCAGACAGAACUACUGUACUACUCAGAACCAGACAGAACUACUGUACUACUCAGAACCAGACAGAACUACUGUACUACUCAGAACCAGACAGACAGAACUACUGUACUCCUCAGAACCAGACAGACAGAGCUACUGUACUCCUCAGAACCAGACAGAACUACUGUACUACUCAGAACCAGACAGAGCUACUGUACUCCUCAGAACCAGACAGAACUACUGUACUCCUCAGAACCAGACAGACAGAGCUACUGUACUCCUCAGAACCAGACAGAACUACUGUACUACUCAGAACCAGACAGACAGAACUACUGUACUCCUCAGAACCAGACAGAACUACUGUACUACUCAGAACCAGACAGAACUACUGUACUACUCGGAACCAGACAGAGCUACUGUACUCCUCGGAACCAGACAGACAGAGCUACUGUACUCCUCGGAACCAGACAGACAGAGCUACUGUACUCCUCGGAACCAGACAGACAGAACUACUGUACUCCUCGGAACCAGACAGACAGAGCUACUGUACUACUCGGAACCAGACAGACAGAGCUACUGUACUCCUCGGAACCAGACAGACAGAGCUACUGUACUCCUCGGAACCAGACAGACAGAGCUACUGUACUCCUCGGAACCAGACAGACAGAGCUACUGUACUCCUCGGAACCAGACAGACAGAGCUACUGUACUCCUCGGAACCAGACAGACAGAGCUACUGUACUCCUCGGAACCAGACAGACAGAACUACUGUACUCCUCGGAACCAGACAGACAGAACUACCGUACUCCUCAGACUCUAACCCACCAUACUGUCUUACUGACCCCGACUCUAAACCACCAGUCAAAUUGACCCUGACUCUAACCCAGCACACUGUCCAACUGACCCUGACUCUAACCCACCAUACUGUCUUACUGACUCUGACUCUAACCCACCAUACUGUCUUACUGACCCCAACUCUAAACCACCAGUCAAAUUGACCCUGACUCUAACCCAGCAGACUAACUGACCCUGACUCUAACCCAGCACACUGUCCAACUGACCCUGACCCACCGUACAGUCAAAUUUAACCUGACUCUAAUCCACAAUACUGUUUUACUGACCCUGACUAACCCAGCACACUAACUGACCCUGACUCUAACCCAGCACACUAACUGACCCUGACUCUAACCCAGCACACUAACUGACCCUGACUCUAACCCAGCACACUAACUGACCCUGACUCUAACCCAGCACACUAACUGACCCUAACCCAGCACACUAACUGAACCUGACUCUAACCCAGCACACUAACUGAACCUGACUCUAACCCAGCACACUAACUGACCCUGACUCUAACUAACCUUACUCAAAUCAAAUGUUAUUUGUCACAUACACAUGGUUAGCAGAUGUUAAUGUGAGUGUAGUGAAAUGCUUGUGCUUCUCGUUCCGACAAUGCAGUAAUAACCAACGAGUAAUCUAGCUAACAAUUCCAAAACUACUACCUUAUACACACAAGUGUAAAGGGAUAAAGAAUAUGUACAUAAAGAUACAUGUAUUACAUAAAGAUGGCAAAAUGCAGUAGAUGAUAUAGAGUACAGUAUAUACAUAAAUAUGAGAUGAGUAAUGUAGGGUAUGUAAACAUUAAACAAUGCUACUUAAUAUAAAGUGGCUAUUGAUAUUUUUACAUCAAUUUCCAUUAUUAAAGUGGUUGCUGCCAACA
This is a messenger RNA of Oncorhynchus masou masou (cherry salmon), 4440 nucleotides long. RefSeq names its product protein Jade-1-like. The transcript is spliced from 9 exons. The coding region runs from base 286 to 1770 and encodes 494 amino acids. The record is from RefSeq and is a predicted model, not a curated record. Gene Ontology annotation, biological process: regulation of transcription by RNA polymerase II. Lineage: Eukaryota; Metazoa; Chordata; Actinopteri; Salmoniformes; Salmonidae. Gene Ontology annotation, cellular component: histone acetyltransferase complex.